CAGUCACUCAUUCUCCUCCCCUCUGUUCUCCAUCCUCUUUCUCCCUACACAGAACCCCGCUCCGAUCUCCCUCCACACCUGCCUUCUGCUUCUCCAUCCCAACCUCCUUGAACUUAGGAAAUUAGCUUUCAGCUUUCACCAUCCACUCUGUGGCUGUGAAAGACCCCCACGGGACUGCUGCCCCUCCCACCACCCGGCGCUAGGUGUUGGGCGAAGGCUGGAAGUGAGAGGAGAAGAGACAAGGCUCCGCUGCCCUGAUCUAGCUGUGGCCACUGGAAGGUUCUCAGGUAAGAGCAUCAUGUCCACCUUUGAAGACGCCGAUACGGAAGAGACCGUCACGUGUCUCCAGAUGACGGUUUAUCAUCCGGGCCAGCUGCAAAGUGGAAUAUUUAAGUCAAUCAGGUUUUGCAACAAAGAGAAAUUUCCUUCCAUCGAGGUGGUGAGAUUUGGACGGAAUUCCAACAUCUGUCGGUACACUUUUCAGGACAAGCAGGUUUCCCGGGUUCAGUUUGUUUUGCAGCCGUUUAAGCAGUUCAACAGCUCAGUCCUCUCGUUUGAAAUUAAAAACAUGAGUAAGAAGACCAGCUUGAUGGUGGACAACCAGGAGCUCGGCUACCUCAAUAAGGUGGACCUGCCUUACAGGUGCAUGCUCAGGUUCGGCGAGUAUCAGUUCCUGCUGGAGAAGGAGGAUGGAGAGUCAGUGGAAUCCUUUGAGACUCAAUUCAUCUUGUCCCCGAGACCGCUCCUGCAAGAAAACAGCUGGCCAGCGCAGAGUCCCGUCCUCGAGGAUGGGGGGUAUUCCUCCUACUUCACCCAUCGAACGUCGCCUACAGAAAUGGAUGAAAACGAAUCGUGAACAGUGUGCAAGGAGAGGAACACGAAGGAUGAGGACACCUGGGUAGGCACUUGGGAGCCGUUCUGCUUCUUUGGAGUUUGGGAGUGUAGCGUGCUGACUUUGGGUUUGGUAAUAGCAUCUGUAGACUGCGUUAGUCAUCAGCUUAGUCAGCUGAGUUCAUUCUGGACCUACAAAGAAUUAAGUGCACACCUGUGAGGGUCGGUGUAGGAAGCCCAUCUUCUGUGUAACGGGGUUCCCUUUUUUCUGCUUGAUGUCACUCCUGUACUUAAGUUUUGGUAGCAGCCGUCUCUUGGCUUGGUCGGAUCAUUUCCCAGCAGCCAUCGUUUUUCAAGUUCAGAGCUCGGGCGGGUUGCUCGCUGGUGUCUGUGGCACGCUAGUACUUGUAGAACCAGAGUCCUGGGAUGAGUUCCAGACUACUAUUUGAGUCACUGUGGUUUCAUUACGGAAAGACUUGAGAAACAGCACCUUGAUUUUCUUUUGUGGAAUUAUAAUGGUCAUUCCAGCCGUAGCAGUUUCGCUUUUCCAUAUGUAGGUCCUACAAUUAACACUUAAAAACAUUGAAAUUAAAAUUAGUCUCUUACAAAACUGAAAAUGAAUUUUAUGUAUAUUACACAUUUAAAUGCAGAAAUCAAAACUUUCAACAGCUUCUUUGCAUCUGAUACUGUCAGAGCUCAGGGCCCUAGAGCUGCUUCUUUGAAACUUCUCAAAGAAGGAAAACUUUUGUUCUUGGGCUGCUGCAUAGAAGUGCAUAUAUGUGAAUAUUUAUAAUAAAUGCUUAAGUAUUUCUAAA
Molecule: messenger RNA, 1646 nt
Organism: Meriones unguiculatus (Mongolian gerbil)
Lineage: Eukaryota; Metazoa; Chordata; Mammalia; Rodentia; Muridae
Gene: Tifa
Product: TRAF interacting protein with forkhead associated domain
Exons: 3
Coding region: 299-856 (185 amino acids)
Biological process (GO): canonical NF-kappaB signal transduction
Molecular function (GO): protein binding
Source: RefSeq, a predicted model, not a curated record